Messenger RNA from Numida meleagris (helmeted guineafowl), 3290 nucleotides. It is a transcript of the gene KIF25, whose product is annotated as kinesin family member 25. The transcript is spliced from 15 exons. Gene Ontology annotation, biological process: microtubule-based movement. Gene Ontology annotation, molecular function: microtubule motor activity; ATP binding; microtubule binding. The record is from RefSeq and is a predicted model, not a curated record. NCBI's taxonomy places the organism in Eukaryota, Metazoa, Chordata, Aves, Galliformes, Numididae. The coding region runs from base 1484 to 3250 and encodes 588 amino acids.
UGAUGAGUGUGCAGCCACCUGGGCAGCAGAAAAUCUGAAGGCAAGCAGCAGUGAGUCCUUUGGUGUUUGGCACAAAAGGAUUAGCAGCUUUCUCUCAGUGUUUUUCUAGGGAAAUACGUAGCACUUGGAAAUGUCAUAAUAGACAGUUCCUAUCAGAAUACUGAAGCUGGGACCUCAGUCUUUUGUUUCCACUAUGAGGGUUAGCAUGAAAUGCAUCAGGAGUAGCUGACGUAACAUUUCCUUAGUAGUACCUCAAGCUUUCAUAAUUCACCAUAGCAUUUCACUGAUGUUAACAGAGUAAAAUGUGCAGUAGAUUUAGUCAAUGUCAUGAAGUUUCCAGCCUUGUUCUCCGCAAUUAUCUGUUACAAGGCCGGAUUCUUCUUUUGCAGGGGACAGACAGGAUCAGGUUGGUAGACAUUUGGGGGAAAAAAAGGAGAUUAUUCAAAGCAGAGGAUCCCUUUAGAAAAGCGUGCUGGAAUACAGCCUUGCAGCAUUUCCAGAAGACAGCUAGAUUUUUGGUUCCUCAGCCAAAUCUCACCGAUACUGCAUACAAAAAUCAGACCUCAGUGUCAAGGACUGUGAGCUACACCCCUGAGUAACUAAAAUACUUCCCCAAACUGACUGACGGUGACACAAUCCUGACUCAGUCAGUGCCAAUAUCAUUUAAGGUCAGCAGUAGCACAGUGCUUUGGAACCUUUUUUGCAUGAAUCCAUUCAUCAGUAUUCAUUAUCAUCAAUACAGAGCCAGGCACGAGGAUGAAGCGGAGAGGCUUACAGUCAGCAGGAUUUGCUGUUGUUUCUUUAAAAAAUAAAAGCUGUGGCUGCAGGGCGUCGGCGAUGGGGGAGGAGGCUGCAGUACCAUAGGAGCCAGUGGGCUGAUGGGGCUGCACAGAGAUGUCUGGUGUGGUCUGAGUGAGACGGGCAGCAGCGCAAGUGGACUCCUCUGUAAUUACGCUGGCUUUGUUUCUCAGAAAAAAAAAAAAAAAGAAACUGUAGUACAAACGUAGCGUUGUUUCUCACUUCCGUGAAGCCACCAUGUCUGUGGCUCGCACCUCUGGAAGUGUGCUAGGUGCAAUGUAUUCAGACUGUUCGUGCUCAUCUUUCAGUACAGUACAGUUGUGCACUAAGCUGUAUUACAAACAGCACGAGCUGUCCAGCCCGAGCCGGAAGGAACAGCUGAGAAGAGGCGGCUGUCUGGGUCAGCCUCUUCACCCUCCCAGCAGCUGUUUCCACACGAGUAUACGACCUCCCAGGCCCAGCAGCCGCCCCAUGGGUGCCGUUCCCAACCCCUGCGAGCCCCAGCACCACCAGGCGGCAGCUGUGCUGAGGAGGCGGCCUGGUUGCCGCCCAGGCUGUCGGGAGGCGGUGGCGUCAGCCCCGCUGGGGCCGCGCCCUCCUUCCCGGCUGGCCCGUGUCAGUCCCCGGGGAUUUAACCCCCGGGGCGGCGCCGGGUGGGGAGACAGGCGCCGCUCCAAGAGGCGCGAUGCGGCCGCGGGGAGGGUUCGGCCCGGGCCCGGUGUGGGCACAGCGUGUGCGGCAGCUGGAGCAGAGAGCGCGAACCCAAGAAGAAAGAAUAGUUGCCCUGGAAACUGAAAAUGCUGCUCUCCAUCUAAAACUUGCAGCGUAUCAAGGAUGGGCUGGAAGAAGCGUUAAUGAGAUACUGCAGCUCUACUCCGCUCAUGGGCAGCAGCAGAAGUUGCAGAGGAGUUCUGUUGUAAGUCACCUACAUGAAGCAAUAAAGAGGCUUAAGCAAGACAUGAAGAGCCUCCAUUCAUUUGCUCUUGAGCUUUCAAAAGACAUUCAGCGUCAGUACAAAGUUUGUCUUUACCAAGUUUUGACAGCAGUCCAAGGGAUACAGCUGCAAAAUGAAGCAAUGCAAAUGUUUCAGAUGAAGGCUUUUGAUCUUGAGCAGUCCCUGCAAGAGGUGACAGAGAGAUACGAGAGAGAAAAGCAGAAGAGGAGGGCUCUACAUAACAGCUUAGUUGAGCUGAGAGGGAAUAUCAGAGUCCAUUGUAGGAUCCGACCAUCACUGCCUUUUGAUCAUGCUGCUGGACAUUCAGUAUCACAAGAUAGGCAAAGAAACUCUCUAGAAAAUGUGGCAUACGCCAUUGAUGAUGAAACUGUCCUUGUAAGGUGUAGCCGUCCUGGUCAUGCACCAAUAAACAAGACUUUUCAGUUUGAAAGAGUUUACAGUGCUACUGAGUCUCAGGACACAGUGUUUGCAGAUGUGGCGCCUUUGCUAACAUCUCUCCUGGAUGGGUACAAUGUGUGUAUUAUGGCUUAUGGACAGACUGGAAGUGGGAAAACAUACACAAUGUUGGGACCACAGUUAGAAGAGAACUUUGCACUUGUCGAUGAAGAUGAAUCAGAGCUUGGAAUUAUUCCUCGUGCUACCCAGGAACUGUUCAGACUUAUUUCAGAAAAGCCACCAGGAAGUUACUGGGUUGAGGUUUCUGUUGUAGAAGUGUAUAAUAAUGAAGUUUUUGAUCUUCUGGCCAAAGACAGUUGUGGAAAAGUAUUUGGCAUCAAACGUGACGUCAUCACAACCAGAGAAGGAAAAAGUGAUGUUCCAUUGCUUACGUAUGAGACUGUUGCAAACACAUCUGAAUUUUUGCACCUAGUUAUCAAAGGCCUACAGCUAAGAGUCAGGCACCCAACACUGGUGCAUGCUCAUUCCUCUCGUUCCCAUCUGGUGGUUACAUUGACCAUAAACACAGUUGUCUCUGGAGAUAACGUCGGUACUUCAUGUGACGAUGAACAAAUCAAUCUGAGACUGAAUAAAGAGGUUUCCUGCACCUAUGCACAAAAAACAAGAGACAGUAAAUCUACCUCUUCUUCUAGAGCUUCUUCACCAGCACAACUUGAAGCAGCAGAGAAACUGAAGCAAGUUAAAACUAGACUGCAGCUGGUAGAUCUGGCUGGCAGUGAGUGUGUAGGAAUGUCUGGAGUGACAGGCGCAGCACUGAGGGAAACAUCGUUUAUCAACCGCAGCUUGUCUGCCCUAGCAGAUGUCCUUGGAGCAAUAGCAGAACAGCGAUCUCAUGUACCGUAUCGAAACAGCAAACUUACACAUCUGCUCCAGGACUCUGUAGGAGGUGAUGCUAAACUGCUGGUAAUGCUGUGCAUCUCUCCCAGUCAGAAGUACUUAACAGAAUCAGUGCAGUCUUUGGGAUUUGGAACUCGUGCUCGGCAAGUUCAGAGAGGACAAAUCAAGAAAAGAAAUCUCCCAGUGCUGACUAAAACAAAAUAAAAUGUAAGACCCCUGUGGAUUAAAGCAUUAUUAAUGAGUU